AUGAGUGUCCCUACUCAGGAAGCAUUUACCAUGGCCAAUGUGCCAGAGGCUCCAGAAGAUCCGCUUUAUCGUUUGAUGAGAGAGUAUCGGCAAAAUACCAAUGAAAAAAAGAUUGAUUUGGGAAUUGGUGCUUACCGGGAUGAGCAUGGCAAGCCGUGGGUUUUGCCGGUCGUCAAAAAGGCCGAGGCACUUCUUCAAACACCAGAGUUCAAUCACGAGUACCUCCCGAUACGUGGUCUAGACUCAUUCUUGGCUGCAGCGCAGAGGUUGAUGCUCGGCAAUGAUAGCCCAGCUAUCCAUGAAAAUCGGAUAUCUUCCAUGCAAACAGUAUCAGGAACUGGCGCAGUUCACCUUGGAGCGACAUUCAUUUCUCGUUUCUGCCGUGGAACAGCAAGACCCAAGGCAUUCAUCUCCGAUCCCACAUGGCCAAACCAUUACCAAAUCUUCAGCCAAUCCGGGUUCGACGUGCAAUACUACCCUUACUAUUCGGUAGAAUCUCAAAAGAUUGACGUCGAAGCCAUGAUCCGGUGUCUGCAAGAGGCUCCAAGAAAAUCCCUAGUUGUACUGCAAGGCUGUGCUCAUAAUCCCACCGGACUAGAUCCAUCAAAAGAAGAGUGGAGGCAAAUCGCAGAUGUCAUGGCAGAGAAAGGCCAUUUCCCUUUCUUUGACAAUGCAUAUCAAGGCUUCGCAAGUGGUGACCUUACCCAAGACUCAUGGGCAUGCCGAUACUUCAUCGGACGGGGUUUUGAAUGUUGCAUCGCUCAGUCCUUCGCCAAAAAUCUUGGGAUGUACGGGGAGCGUGUUGGUGGCUUUCACUACAUCUGUUCGCCAUCACCAGAUGCCUCUCACAUUGCGGAUCGGAUCUCUAGUCAACUAGCAAUCCUUCAGCGUGCUCAUAUUUCGAAUCCUCCCGCCUACGGAGCCCACGUCGCUAGCCGAGUCUUGAACAACCCCGAGCUAUUUGCUCAAUGGCAACAUGAGCUGGGCAUCAUGAGCGGUCGUCUUAUGAAAGUACGCGAAGAAAUAAGGUCUAAACUCGAAGCUCGAGAAACACCAGGCUCAUGGGCCUUCCUUUCUACCCAAAUCGGAAUGUUUAGUUACACUGGUCUCUCGAAGGAUCAGAUCAGACUGCUUAAAAGUAAAUGGCACAUAUAUAUGACUGAGAAUGGGCGUAUUUCUGUGGCGGGACUGAACCCAAACAACAUGGAGUAUUUCAUAGAUGCGGUCGAUGACGUAGUAAGGGCUUGUCCAUGA
Penicillium mononematosum is the source of this 1254-nucleotide messenger RNA. RefSeq lists its product as uncharacterized. The record is from RefSeq and is a predicted model, not a curated record. The transcript has 4 exons. Gene Ontology annotation, cellular component: cytosol. Gene Ontology annotation, molecular function: pyridoxal phosphate binding; L-aspartate:2-oxoglutarate transaminase activity. Gene Ontology annotation, biological process: L-aspartate biosynthetic process. Bases 1 to 1254 code for a protein of 417 amino acids. Lineage: Eukaryota; Fungi; Ascomycota; Eurotiomycetes; Eurotiales; Aspergillaceae.